This is a messenger RNA of Aphanomyces invadans, 8158 nucleotides long. RefSeq lists its product as hypothetical. Gene Ontology annotation, molecular function: protein binding; protein serine/threonine kinase activity. Gene Ontology annotation, cellular component: nucleus. Bases 31 to 7929 code for a protein of 2632 amino acids. The transcript is spliced from 2 exons. The record is from RefSeq and is a predicted model, not a curated record. Gene Ontology annotation, biological process: DNA damage checkpoint signaling; protein phosphorylation; telomere maintenance. Lineage: Eukaryota; Oomycota; Saprolegniomycetes; Saprolegniales; Verrucalvaceae.
ACACGUUGCGCACCGAUUCGGCGCGGAGGCAUGGAGAGCGAUCUCGAGAAGGUCCUGCGGCUCAUGCUGGUGCAUCAAGAGCAGUUCCAUUCGAAGACAGUCGUACCCGUGUCCGGCGUGUCAACCAACCAAGUUCCCGACAUUGAUGAAGACCCGGCAAGAUGUCUCACAGUGUUGCGGAAGGCGCGCAAGAUGCUGCCCAAGGUCAUGAAGGAAAUCUCGACGUCUGCGCCGAAUCCAAAGGUGUUAGACACCUUGUGCACAUUGCUGUCUUUGUUUGUCAGCAGCGACGUGUGUCCGUUUUCCCCAUCCGUGUUCAGCUCGAACGCUGGUGUGAUCUUAUUUUACAUGGUUCGGUUCCUUGCCACGCCCGAGUAUUCGGCGCUGCACCAAAAGGUGUUUGACGUGUGCACGACACUUGCACUGCUCUUGCUGGAAAGCGACUUCAACGGAUACGUCCACAUCUACACCGAUCUCAUCGAUUUGCUCGCGGAUCUACUUACGCUGGAAUCGUACACCUCGUGGCGCCCAGGCGACGUGAUGACCGUGCAUUGCUUCCUCGUAGCAGGUGCCCACUUGGGCCGCGACACGACCCAUAUGAAGAAUGGACUGCGUGUGUGCUGCCAGCGGGAGAACGCAGACCCGAACCACGCACAACUUGUCUUCGACAUGGGCAAGAAGACUGUUCCUCCGUUGACCUUCGCCUCGAUCGCGACGACUCGGCUCUUUAGCGUAUGGAUGUGGCGGUUCCUUGAAAAAAAUGUUGGGUACUCAGCGGCACUCCUUUCCCACCAUCCUUGUAUGGCCCAGCUCUACGUCGUGCUGGGCUCGCUGCUCGAGAUGGCGACUACGCCAGUCGACGCAGCGGCCAUGGACCUCAUGGAGUGCCUACUCACCGAGAUCCAUUGGACUGAUUCGAUUGUCCACUUGUGCACGGCAUUUUACGCCUACGCGAGUCGACUGCACCAAACCGACGUCACAACGGUCCGCUUGGUGAAGUGCCUGUCGACAUCGGUUAUAUCCACGUCAAAGGUGGUGUCGUCAGCGCUAUGGCUGCCAUUUAAAGCAUUUGCCACGUCGAAGCGAGCAGACCCGUCAUGGGUUGGAGCGAUCUGUAGCACGUUGCGAAUAUUUCUCACAAACCCAGAAAGCCACGGUCGUUCGGUGGCACUUCUCGUCGAGGUCGUCGCCCACACGGACCUGUCUCAAUCAACUAUUCAGCAAGAGGUGGCCGAAACCAUCCAUUGCGCUUUGAGGUCGCACACGGCGGACGUGUGGACUCACGCGCAUGUCAUGAUAUCCCAAUUUCAUUCCGAGUACGUCGCCAACUCGUCCAACACGAAGCGCCAAAAGGUGACGCCCGAGUAUUCCCCGUUGUCGACCGCCAUUUGCUUCAAUCAGUACGCUCAAGUGACACUGGCGGCGCCUCCGGUCGAUGCAUUCAAAGUUCUGGUGGGUCUGGUGCUGGCUCUGACGUAUGACAACUCCGUUGCAGUCGUUGGUCUGUCGGUGUUGCUGCCAUUGCGGACACCGCCAACGACCAAGCGUAUGCAUGCCGAGGUCGAAGUUUGUCGGAUGGUACUGGAUCGAGUCCGCCACUUGCUCGGAGCGCCACGACCCGGUGACUCGACGUUGUCGCUUGUCACACUUGCGCUAUGGUACGCGACGGACGACGAGUUGCGAGGGUUGUCCAUUUUGCCAACGCUGACGAAAUUCCAAACGUUCAUCUCCGACACCGGUGUACAGGACCACGUCUUCUUGUAUGGCAGCACAACGAUGCAGCCGGUCGCGAUCGAGAACCGCUUCGAGCAGUUUCUCGUGGUGCUGUGCUGGAUUUACAACCGGCAUGCCCCGCUGGCCUUGCGCGAUUCCAAGUGGAACUCGGCACUGUCGGGGCGAGUGUUCUUGGAGAAUAUCACGAAUCAACAUCCUGCCGCGGUGACGUUGGCACCGUUCUGGUUGUAUGUCGUCGUGCAGUCUGGUGCAGCGAGUGCGGUUGAAGUCUGGACCACCUUGCUGGAUUCGCUCACGCCACUAGCAACGUCGCUCCGCCCACGCGUCGCGCAGGCAGCAAUCGCGACGUUUUCCAAGUUGUGCUGCACAGUCUCGGACCUGUCGAUCCCUCUCACGUCCACCCAGCAUGAAACAACUCGGCUAUUUCAAAGCAAAUGCGGACCGUUCGUCGCGUGUGCGUGCUCUCAACCCCGCCGAGUCCAAGUCGUACUUCGAGGAGCUCAAGAAGUGCUUGCAAUGCUGGAAAAGGCAUUGUCCGAUGCAACAGUGGCCCAGCAAGCUCUUUUGACUAUGGCAGCAUUCAUGAAACACAUGCCCAAGUCGAAUGUGCCGCCUGCAGUAGUGUGGCGCUUUUUGGAUGCCUUAGGCCACUCGGACCCUGCGUGCCGCAGUGUGGUCGAGACGAACAUUGGCAUCACGGCUACGUUGAUGGCUACGUUUGAAAACGUCGACGCGACGGCUAGCCAACUCUUUGACGUGUUCGACGGCCACCUCCGCAAGAAUCCGCAUCUGGCGCGCACGAUAACCCGCGCGACGGCCACGUUAGGGGCGAGCUGCGACUUGGAAGUCAAGGCUGAAGGCGAUCUCUUCUUCGCGCUGCUGUUUCGCCUUCUAGCUUUGUGGAAGGUCUCGACGAACAAGAUCCAUGAGGCGCACGAACUCAAUCGCAUGGUAACAAGUUGCCAUCUGACAUGGAAGCAGCUCUUCGUGCAGCAUCCAGACCGCAUCCACGAGCCGCUGGUGCAUCUUCUGCUCCAACCUGGGAACGGCAGUGCUUUGUCCGAUUUUUUAGCGACCUUUCUCGGCGCAGACGUCACGUUGGCCAUCUUUCUCAAGGAGAACGCGGCGCACAUCCUGCCCCACUUGAUUGUGGCCAAGAACUUGCCGCUGCUGCAGACGGUGGCGACGUUCCAUGGCGGCGGUGCAACUGUGUCGUCGCUUGUCGGCGAAAACAUUCUGGCCAUUGUCAAGGAGAUGCUCAUGCAAAAGGUCACGUCGUUCAACAACGUGGCGGAGUGGGAUUUCUUCUUUGGAUUUAUCCCGAAUGACGUUGGGAUUCGCGAUGUGAUCCAGCACAAACCGCUGACGAUCAUCUACGCCUUGGCGUGGGAGCUCGCCGGGGACCGCCCCAGAGUCGCCAAGAAGUCGUUCAUCGAAGUGUGUAAGCAGUUCUUGGACGACGAGGACAACGGCAACUCGUCGAACAAGUUUCACAUUUCGCAGCAGUUCUUCCUCGCCGUCAUGACGUUCCUCGGACAAAAGCUGCUGUCGAAGAACGUCCGCCACAGCAUCCGCGCGAUUCAGUGCACGGAGGUGCUGCUGUCUCUAUUUGACAGCUCUGGCGACCUAGAUAACUUUGUUCCCAAGAUCAUGGCCACAUUAAAGCUGGCGUCCCAAGAAGCGAACGAAGAGAAGAUUCUGGCAGCGUGUCGCGCGUGGCGGACGUUUGUGCGGCUGCUGUCGGCGGACGCCAUCAAGGCGAACGUACUAUCAAUUGUCGUGAGUUUAUUGCCGUGCAUCGGACCUUUAGCUGGACUGUUCCAGCAGCACGUAGCUCAAGACGGAGGCAGACCUCACGCAGAUGAUUUCACGGAGGCCCAGCAGGUCGCGCUUGAAGUGCUGCGCUCGAUCUUUACCCACGAAACGAUCCACAACGACCCGUCCGUGGCAUUCCUUCUUGCGCUGACGCCGUCCGUCGCGGUGGAAUCGCCCAUCAAGAUCAGGCACCUUCCGAUUCACGAAGUCCUCCAACUCUUGAUCCCGCUAUUGCAGCACUGGGACGGCGCCGUGCGGGAAGUAGGGCUCCUUCAUUUGAUCCACGUGCUCAACAACCGCUGUCGCGAAGUGCUUGAUCUCAUCUUGUCGCUCGAAGAAGGGCUGGUACACUCGUGCAUCAUGGGAGUCCUCAAAGAGCUCCUGCACUUAAGUCGUUUGGAAACACAUGACGCCAUGCAAAUCCUCGUCGCCCAAGCGUUGGGGGCGUUGGGGGCAAUCGACAUGGCGCGGAUCACCCCGCAAGCGCUGCGCCCUGACACCACAAACGAACUGAGCACGAAGAACUUGGCAUGCCACUUGAUCCAAACCCUCCUGGUCAAAGAACUGCGCGCGGCACCCCAUAACACCGACGUGAUCGCGUUGUCGAUCCAGCAGCUGCUUCAGUUUCUCGCACAAUUGAACGCGCCAGACUCCAACAGCACAGCGCCGUCCGCCCCGUCUAGUUCGGCGGGGUUUGUGCAAUCGACAUCGACCAUGCCGGAAUGGAUGCAGCGCCAGUUUCAAAGCAAAGGAGUCGACAAGAUCAUUGCCCCGUACUGGUCCACCAAAUACCAAGCGCCAAACUUCAAACCGACGACGAUGCCGGCGUCGUCGACGUUCUACGAAGCGCUCGGGUCGGUGGCAUUUGACCAGUGGCUCGUGUCGUGGUGCAAGUACUUGAUCGACCACUCGACCUUUCCCGAGCGCCACAUUUUCCUCGCAUGCCGUCGAGCGUUGACAAUAUCGCUCGAAAUGGCACGGUUCCUCCUGCCGUACUUGGUCCAAAACGUCCUGAAGCAAACGUCGUCGUACAACAUGGUAAAACAGGAGAUUCUCAGCGUGCUGCAAGAAGACAGCUUGGACAUGAUGAGCGACGCGGUGUCGAGCCACCACCACCAGUGCGCGCAAACGGUGUUUUCGAUGCUGGACGAACUGAACGACUGGGUGUGGGCGAGCCAGCGCAAGAAAAUCGCGAUGAGCCAGCAGCCACACAUGGCCAAGCACAUUGACGAAAUGUUUGACCAAGAGAAGGAAGUUGUGGAGGAGUUUCUGAAAGACAUUCCACUGCUUCUGCUGUCGUCCGCCGCGUUCAAGAUCAAAGCGUAUGCCCGCGCGAUCCAGUAUUUUGAAAGCCACUUGCGCCAACAAGGCGGCGCCGCCGGUGUCCACAUGACGUCGUCCGAUAUCACCAAGAUGCAGAAGAUGUAUGGUAGUCUCGACGAACCCGACGCCCUCCUCGGGCUCGCCAUUCAACGGCGAUGGCUGCACCCACAACCGACCGGGUCAUUCCAGGAGCUUCAGCACUUGAUUGCAGAACACAAACACUUGGCGCGAUGGGAAGACGCCCUGGCGUGCUACGAGCAAGCAAUACACCACAUGCACGGAUCGGACGUCGAAGUCGAUAUCCGCAGCGAGUUGUACUCGGGGGUGAUCCAGUGUAUGAUUCAACUCGGGCGGUUGGAAGGGGCGCUGCAACACGUUCGCGGCAUUGUGAACCAGUACCCAGAAGUGAUCCCGGCGGUGUACCCCUGCGCGCUCGAGUGCGCGUGGCGCCUCUCGCGGUGGGAUCUCCUCGCCGAACUCACGACGGACGCGAUGAAAGUCAAGCUCGACAACGAAGACAUGAUGGGAAUGAAGUUUGCCAAGGCGAUUCUGUGUUUUCACCAAGACAAGAACAACAUGCACGUGCAAGUGCGCGAAGCGCGGGCAGCGAUCAUGGGACCGUUGGCGGCCGCUUCGCAAGAGUCAUAUCAACGCGUGUACCCUCUUCUGAACCAGCUGCAUUUCUUGCACGAGUUGGAGCAAGGAUUCGUUGUCGCCACCACUUCCUCCAAUUCCACGUCGUCCAAGAGAACCGACGCAUGGAAUGCUCAGUGUCCGUGGACCCGGCGAGAUGCUAUGAUGGCGCCCGCGCUCAAGUUCCAGGAGCCAAUUCUGGCCCUGCGACGAGUCAUGAUGCACGAUCUGCAGCUCGAUGGAGACCUUGUGUCGGCCAACUGGCUGCGGUAUGCGAAAAUGGCGCGAAAAGAAGGUCUCGUCCGGACCGCGGAAAGCGCCAUGAUGCACGCCCAGGCGCUGGGAAGUCGUACCGCCAUCAUCGAACAAGCCAAGCUACUGGUCGAACGAGGCAAAAUGUACGAAGCGCUGCACGUGUUGGAACCGAUUCCGAUUGACGUGUCGACAUUGGAGCAUCGGACGGCGGACAACCACUUUCACGCCAAGACGUUGCUUCUGGCCACGAACUACAUGCAACAGUCUAGCCAAAAGCAAGGCCAGCACGUCAUUGACCGGUACAAAGCCGUGAUUGCGUUCGACAAAGACUACGCCAAGGGGUACUUUUGCCUUGCCAAGUACUACGAAGUCCUCCUCGAGAGCGAUCGACGGGAAAUCCAAGACAGCACGGACCCUUAUGCUUACUUGCCGCACGUCCUGCACAACUAUGUGCUGAGUUUGAAAGGGACGGACAAAUAUUUAUUCCAGUCCCUUCCGCGGCUGCUCACCCUUUGGUACGAGUUUGGCGAGAUUUUGCAAGCCAGCUCGAAACGCAGCUACCGCCUCGACAUUCAAGACAACGACGGGGAUCGCUUGAUGCAGGACAUUUCAAAGAUUAUCUUGGAUGCGCUCCACAGUUUGCCCGAAAGCAUGUGGCUCGUGUGCUUUCCCCAAGUUACGUCUCGAAUCUGCCACCCCAACGUGGCGGUUGUCGACGGCGUCAAAGCAAUCAUGGUCAAGGUCUUGAUGACGUUUCCACAGCGUGCGAUGUGGUACGUCCUAGGGCUGGCGCAGUCGCUCAACACGCAGCGCAAGACGCGGGCGAUUGAGAUCCUCAAAGUCGCGCAGAAGCAACUGACCAAUUCCAACCAAGUCGGCAUGGCCAACGCGCUCAGCGAAGGCAUGCGCCUCGUGGAAGAACUGAUCAAACUCGCCGAGUUCGACCCUGGCAACCAAAAGAAGAUGCCGAUUCGACUCACGCGGGUACGUGCCAAGGUGCUGCUACCGAUUCAGAACAUCAUCCAUCGUCGAGACCUCCCCGAGAGUGACGUGUACAUCAAGUCGUUUGGCGACAAGGCCGACGUGAUGCUGACGAAAGAAAAGCCGAAACGCAUCCAGAUCCAAGGCACGGAUGGCAAGACGUACUCGUUUUUGUGCAAGCGGGAAAAACACGGCGACCUGCGCAAGGACGCGCGGAUGAUGGAGUUCAACGCGCUCAUGAACAAGUUGCUCCAGCGCGAAACAAACGGCCGCAAGCGCAAGCUGCGCCUUCGCACGUACGCUGUCAUUUGCUUGAACGAAGAGAGCGGGCUCAUGGAGUGGGUUCCCAAUACCCGCGCGAUGCGGCACUUGAUUUCUCAAAUCUACAAAACGGAACAAGGGUUCCUCCAGCCCGUGCGCCUCACGACGGAGCUCAAGGACACCUUUCUCAACAUGCAGAAACAAUACGCGCACGACGUGCCAAAGAUGACCGUGUUUUACAAAUCCAAAAUCCUGACGCACCCCGCGUUCACGCCGCGCUUCCACCAGUGGUUCCUCAACAACUUUAGCGACCCCACGGCAUGGUAUGAAGCCAGAAAUAUAUUCGUCCGAUCCGCGGCGGUGUGGUCGAUGGUUGGCCACAUCGUCGGGCUCGGAGAUCGCCAUGGGGAGAAUAUCCUGAUCGACUGCACGACGGGCGAAUGCGUUCAUGUGGACUUUGAUUGCCUCUUUGACAAGGGCUUGAAGUUGGCGCGCCCGGAAAUUGUCCCGUUCCGGCUCACCCCCAACAUGAUCGAUGCGUUUGGGUUGACCGGCGUCGAGGGCGUGUAUCGACAUACGUGCGAAGUGACGCUGACGCUGCUGCGAGCCAAUCGUGAGACUCUGCGCAGCAUCCUCGAGUCGUUCGUGCAUGAUCCGCUCGUCGAGUGGGGUCGCAGCAAAAACAAGCAGGUCGUGGCGUCGGCGCUCAAGCCCAUCGCUGCCAACAACGAACAAGUUAACAGCGAGGCCAAGAUCAUGCUCAAAACGAUCGACGAACGGCUGCGGGGCAUGUGGAACCUCGGCAAGAAGCAGCAGCACGAAACGUUGCCGCUGAGCGUGAAAGGACAAGUCGACCGCCUCAUCGCGGAAGCCACGUCCAACGAAAACUUGGCCCAAAUGUACAUUGGGUGGAUGCCAUUUCUUUAAACAGCUCUCAGUCUUUCCAUUUCCCAAUGGCUGGUUUGUACAAGAGUCAAAAGCUUCGUAGCAUCCUAGCAUGAUUUCCAACUUCUGCUUGCCAUCAGGGGACCCUCAAAAGAAGGAGGACGUUUGCUAGUUCGCCCAGCCUCGAUUAACAUGAAUUAAAAACUAGCCAGCCCACUGCGGCUUCCACCACAACGGGGAGCUGCAGUGGCUGCACUUGCUCUUGAGCUCA